UUUAAAAAUGGUGGGGAAUAGCAUUCAUUUUAUUACGUUUUAUCCUGAUAUACUGGAAAUAAAGGAUAUAAACAUCUCCAGACUAAAGGAAUUGAGCGCUGAUCUUCAGCAGGCCAAGUCAGAAUGUCUAAUCGAUCUUCGAUUCACGGAGCUCUAGUUGGCAGGAAGGAAGAGGCUACAAUUGCGGACCUGAAGUCGUCCAAGAAUAGGACAGUUUCACGUUGACAGAUAAAAAAAUAGCCGCAACAAAUGGGAAGAUACCUAUAGUUAAAUUGUCAGAGUUUUGCCUGUGACCACCUAUACGUCCUUGCUUAACAGGUUUAUUCAUCGCGUACUAAUGAAGUUACUGCCAUGACCAUUUGACUAAUUUCUCUUCAAGAAACAAAUUCUAGCAUCGGACAGUUGCAUAAGGCCGUUAAUAAACGUCGCAUAAGGAUCCUUUCAAGAUUUUGCAGCAUAUGCAAGGCAUGUAGGAUCCUGAGCAGCACUAACAGGCAGGAAGUUGGAGAGGAAGCUGCAGAGUCAUGGAGCCUUCUGCUGAAUCACAAGGGGAGCCCGAGAGAGUUCUGCAUCAUGGAGAGAUCAGAGACCACCUUGGGACAUCAACUGCCUUAAUGCCUGGUGACGACGCUCCGCCUUUGACUCCUGGGAAGAUGAGCCAAAAGCAGGGGAAGGAAGGGCUUCAUGCUCAGACCAAAGACCAGCCAUGCAGCAGUUCUCUUAGCCCAGGGAUCAGCUACAGUCAUGGUUUUGACAGGGGAAAAGACGAUGUCUUACAGCUCAAAGAAGACUCCACUCAUUCCAUGUCUAAAAGCAAGUCGGAAUCAAAGCUUUACAAUGGCUCUGACAAGGAUGUCUCCUCUUCUGGGAGCAAGCUUACGAAAAAGGAAUCUCUCAAGGUCCAGAAGAAGAACUACAGGGAAGAAAAGAAGAGAGCUACUAAAGAGUUACUCAGCACAAUUACAGAUCCUUCAGUUAUUGUCAUGGCAGACUGGUUGAAGAUUCGGGGGACACUGAAGAGCUGGACAAAGCUGUGGUGUGUGUUGAAGCCAGGGGUCCUGCUGAUCUACAAGACCCCGAAAAAUGGCCAGUGGGUGGGGACAGUGCUGCUCAAUGCCUGCGAACUCAUUGAGCGGCCAUCCAAGAAGGACGGCUUCUGUUUCAAGCUCUUCCACCCACUGGAGCAGUCAAUCUGGGCUGUCAAGGGCCCCAAAGGAGAAGCUGUGGGCUCCAUUACUCAGCCUUUACCCAGCAGUCACCUCAUUUUCCGGGCUGCUUCUGAAUCUGAUGGGCGGUGCUGGAUGGAUGCCCUGGAGCUGGCACUGAAGUGCUCCAGCCUGCUGAAGCGCACUAUGAUCAGGGAGGGGAAAGAGCACGAGCUGGGGUCCACCGGAGAGCACUCCCAGGUCAACUUGUACAGCCUGCUGCGGGCCAACAACCUGCCUGGCACCGAGAACUUCACGUUCAAUGACAGCGAAAUUGAACGGCACCACUUCAAGGACAGCGACCUCUACUCUGACAAGUCGGACCGGGAGAACGAACAGGACCACGAGGAGUCAGACAACGACGGGCUGGAGAAGAGUGAAGAGAGCGACUCUGACACCUCUGAGAGGCAGGACGACUCGUACGUGGAUUUGGAGCCGAAUGACAUGUUGAGAGAGACUACCUAUGUGGAGCAGUCCCACGAGGAGCUGGGAGAGGCUGGAGAGGCUUCACAGACAGAGACAGUGUCAGAGGAAAACAAGAGUCUGAUAUGGACAUUGCUCAAGCAGGUUCGUCCAGGCAUGGACCUAUCCAAGGUAGUGCUGCCCACCUUCAUCCUGGAGCCUCGCUCCUUCCUGGACAAGCUUUCCGAUUACUACUACCAUGCAGACUUCCUCUCUGAAGCUGCUGUGGAAGAAAAUGCAUACAACCGAAUGAAAAAAGUUGUGAAGUGGUAUUUGUCUGGAUUUUACAAAAAGCCAAAGGGCCUCAAGAAACCUUAUAAUCCCAUUAUUGGUGAAACAUACAGAUGUCUAUGGAUUCAUCCAAAAACCAAUAGCAAAACAUUCUAUAUUGGUGAACAGGUAUCCCAUCACCCUCCUGUGUCUGCCUUCUAUGUAAGUAACAGAAAAGAUGGGUUUUGCCUCAGUGGCAGCAUCCUGGCCAAGUCAAAGUUUUAUGGUAACUCCUUAUCUGCCAUACUGGAUGGAGAAGCCAGACUCACUUUCCUGAACAGAGGAGAGGAUUACAUAAUGAAUAUGCCAUAUGCACAUUGCAAAGGAAUUCUUUAUGGUACGAUGACCCUGGAGCUUGGAGGCCAAAUAAACAUCACCUGUGAGAAAACAGGAUACAGUGCUGUUCUUGAAUUCAAGCUGAAGCCAUUUUUAGGCAGCAGUGACAGUGUAAAUCAAGUAUCUGGGAAAAUAAAACUUGGGAAAGAAGUGCUGGCUACACUGGACGGACACUGGGAUAGUGAAAUCUUCAUCAAUGACAAGAAGACAGGCAUCUCUGAAACAUUCUGGGACCCCACCCCUGAACUGAGGCAGAACAGGCUGAUUAGAUGCACAGUAUCGCCAGAAGAGCAGGGUGACUGGGAGUCAGAAAAGCUUUGGCAACAUGUGACCCGCGCCAUAAACAACAAAGACCAGACAGAGGCCACCAAUGAGAAGUACAUCCUUGAGGAGGCCCAGAGAAAGUCCGCUCGAGAGCGAAAGGCCAAGUGUGAGGAGUGGACCCCCUCUCUCUUUGAGCAAGACCCCAUAACAGGAGAGUGGCAUUACAGAUAUGCAGACACGCGACCUUGGGACCCUCUGAAUGAUAUGGUUCAGUUUGAGAAAGAUGGCUGGAUCCAGACUAAAGUCAGGCACCGGACACCAAUGGUACGUUCAGGCAGUGUAAUUAGUCUCAGUAACCAAGGGGCAAGGAGGGAGAAUUGCAAAUGUCAGGUCACUGUUCCCAAAAGGAAACGGAAGCAAAGCGAGCAGCCCAAAAGCGCAGAGAGUGGCUGCUCAUCUCCCGAACCCGAUCGACACGAUUCGUCGGGAAGUGAAAGACAUAAAACCAAGCAUAACGCACGGUUAAGGAAAAAAGGAACAGACCUCAAUGAUCUUCAAAGUGCCAUUGACUCCAUUAAACAAACACAAGAGGAAAUCAACAGGAGUAUCACCGCCCUGCGCAGCCGAGCGUUCGCUAGCCAGCCUCCGUCCGAGAGCAGCUUCCUGCAGCAGCGGGAUUACGUCAUCAUCUUCUUCCUCAUCCUCAUCCAAAUCUUCAUCAAUUACAUUUUCAAGUAGCCCAGUGUCGCCCAGCUCCGGGGCAUUUCCGCUGAAAUGAACACGCAGGAGAUACAGACUGGGGAGAGCGAAUCGUAAAUGUUUGAAACACAACGCGAGUUAAAAACACAAAAAUAAACAUAUCUGAGGAUGUGGAUACAAGAGUCAUUCCACCAACAUUGGAAUUUUGUUAUGUCCUUCUCACUGUAAUAAUACCUGAACAUUCCGUAUAUUUCACUGCCAAGAGGGUAGCUAUUGGUCUACAUGGAAUUGUUAAUGGAGCCUUGAGUUAGUUCCGAGAAUGGCCCUCUUGACUGAAAAUGGUAGUGAAUGAAGCUCUUAAAAAUUUCAAAAUCCUGCCUCCUUAUGUAAGGUACUGGCUGGUAUGUGGGAAUUAAAGGAUGUGCUACACUUGGCAUGAAAGGCAAAUGCCUCUGGCUAAGUUGUAGAUGUGAUCUGCCUCUGGUACCCAAGAAACAUGCUAGGCCUUCAUUAACAGUAUUGUGAGCAUUAGGCCACAGGAUGUUUUCCAUUGGCACCAAUUUGACUUUUCUUUUUUUUGGGGGGAAGUGAAUGAAACCUGUUUUGUGUUUCAUUUCUUUUAAAAAGAAACCUUCUUACAGUACCAGUACAUCGAGGGCCUGCUGUUUCGAAGUUUUGUUGUUCGUAUGGUCCUCUACGGGUUCACUUGAAAAGCUAAGGAUGAGAAAAACUUAAAGUCAUCCAGUUUAUUUUAUGCUUUCUGUUAUACAAGUUGGGAGUUUCAGAUUUCUCUGUUUUCCUAAGGCUAUUCAAAACAGAAUCCCAUAUUUGGUGACAAGCAUGAAUACAUUUACAGUACUGUACUUGUUCUUAUAAUACCCUUAGGGAUCUAUUUUUUCAGUCCUGCCUGUAGUACAGGAUGGUACUGUAGGUGAAAAUAUCACACAACUAUGAAAGCUUUUAAAACUGUUACUUUGUAUCCCCUCAUUUUAGCAGCAGAAAAAUGUUUACAUUUCUUAAUAAUAUAGAGUGACAUUUUUGGUGGGUUUCAUCUUAAUACAUGACCCCACAAAGAAAAAGAAUAAAAACUGAAAAAUCUUGGCUGAAAAUUAUUACUUCUUUUAUUUUUUGUAGCUUGCUGAUACAGCAUGUAUCCACAGAGGUUAUUUGCUAACGGAAACAUUCAAUUUCAGCUUGAACACAUUAAUGAGUAGUAUAAGCAGUAUUUUCUUUUGUAAUUUUUAACAGGAUCCUUAUCAUAGAAGCUACUUUUUGAUGCUGCCAUCAUACAGUAUCUUUUGCCUGGUUUUUGCAGACCAGAGUUUUCUGCUUUUAGCCUUGAAAAACAUGCUUUUGUAGGCAUUUCUGAACAUUGUUUACUUCAUUCAGCUUGACACCACAUUGAGAAUGGAAUAAAUAAUUCAGCAGAUGUAACAGCUCACUUACAUUAAUUUAAGCAUCCAUUGCAAAGUCCCAAAAAUCAAGGAAGAGCAAAAAAUAGCAUUUUUUAUUUUUUAUUAUUUGAUGUUCUGCCAGUUGUGAAAUUAAAUAAUAACUUGAUAUUUUUUAAAACUGAAGUAUUAUCACUUUGUUCUGCAUGGGAUUUGUUUAGAGACUUGGAUAUUAUUGGAACAAAUACAGUCUUAUAGAAUCGGCUCCAAAACAUUUUUCAGUAACUUUGUUUAGGUUUUUAGAGCAAUAAAAACAAUAGAUAUGAAAACUAUCCCAAAAACAAGACUUCAAGGUGAUCUCAUCAUUACAUAUUUUUGGGUCUUUUUUAAGAAGACGGAAUGACAACAUGACUGUAACUAUUCUGUGUCAUAGUUCAUACAGUAAAUACUGCGGGCUCUUAGAAUAUGCCUUUACAAUGUAGACGUAGAAUUUACCCCAUUCGGUUGUAAGGAUGUUAAAAUAUAGAAAAUGUCAAGUUAAGCUGGAUAAUCUAACUUGUUUUAAUGUAGCAGCUAAUUGUAAGACACACUCCUUAUGCUUUAUUCCAUUCUUAACAUGCUAAAUGUCAAUAAUCUGAUAGAAAAAAUCUGUUAGAAAAAGCCAAAAACAUUAUAUUGACAUAAUAACAUACACAUAUAGUAGAACUGUUAAUAGACUGAUACUGUAUUUAAAGUAGCAUUUUUGGAGGAAGUAGAAAUAUUUCUGUUUACCAGUCUCUCUCACUUUGUAGGUCUGAGUUGCUGACAGCACAGUGCAUUGCUGCAGGGCUGUUGUCUUUAAUGUGUGAAUACCUGUUUGCUCACUGCAGAAAACAAGAAUGUAGAGUGGUGCAAUGAAUUAUUGUCAAACAGUGCCUUCAGGAAGCAUUGAUGUAGGGUGUGUGAGGAUUCAUGAAUAAUGUCUGUCAAGUGGUUGUGCCAUAAAACCCCUUAGAGACGUCUCCUGAAUGAGAGAGUUGCUCCAUGUGUCCGUGUACAAUGCAGAAUUUCUGCUCAGUUAUUCCUGCCAUUGGAGCCUGAUUUUCUUUUGUUAAUUAGAUAUUUUUCACUGUUAUCUGAAACGGCACCCUGAGGGGGAGAGUACGUUCAGUUUUCACAUAUUUGUUCUAUCAGUUUGUUCAUUUUUUUUUACCCUGCCUUGCUGUUUUAUGUAUUUUUUCCAAAUGUACUUUGCUUAUAGUCAAUAAUAAUUUUACACCACCAGUAUUUUUUAAACAUCUGUAGAUCUGAUCAUGAAAAUGAAGAGGGAUCUUGAUUUUCUGUAAAAGUCUGACCCAUAUCUGUUCUCAACAGUGAUAUUUAUUUGGAAAUCAUCAUCACUUCUUGUAAGCAAACAGUACGUCUUGAACAUAUCACUGAAAUAAAUGUUUGCAUCUGCAUUAUCAUGUCAUUGUUUCCUGUACCUUUGUUUGAUAUAGGGGACAAAGAACUGCCAAGUUUAAAUAUUGUUCUUACUGUUAGUUUAAAUAGUAAUUUUACAUAAAACUGAAAUCUGUUAACUGUACAUUGUGAAGUUCUUCCUUUUCUUCAAGUGCUUGUAUUGAACCGAAAACCUAUUCACUAGGUCUAGAGGAAAAUAUUUAAUAAAACUGGAGUUUUGGACACCAA
Lepisosteus oculatus (spotted gar) is the source of this 6295-nucleotide messenger RNA. RefSeq names its product oxysterol binding protein-like 8 (gene osbpl8). Gene Ontology annotation, cellular component: cytosol; membrane; intracellular membrane-bounded organelle. The record is from RefSeq and is a predicted model, not a curated record. Gene Ontology annotation, molecular function: cholesterol binding. NCBI's taxonomy places the organism in Eukaryota, Metazoa, Chordata, Actinopteri, Semionotiformes, Lepisosteidae.